UACUGCUGGGAAAAACAUUAAUAUUUAAAUUCAGAAAACAAUCUUGGUGUGCAUCCAUAUUAAACAAUCGAUCAUGCACAUAAUUUCUAUUACACCAAGUAAACUGAGAAAAAGGUUUUUCCUAUUUACAUUUGGAAUAUCAUGAAUAGAAAAUCCAUUGUGUAACAAUUUUUAUCGUUUCUUGUAUAAGACAUUUUGAUGAAUAUUACUUAUAUAAAUUGGCCUACGUUUAGCGAAUUAAUUUAUUAAUUCUAAUUUCUAAUAUGAGUUAAAGUGAUUAUUAUCAGUAAAUAAGAACCCUGUUGUAUGUCUUAGAUUAUAUAGCCCUUGUCACCUUCAAAAAUAUCUAUUCAACCGUCACUGUAGAUUAAUGAUUACUGUGAAGGGUUUUCCAAGUUUCGAUCGAAAGAAACACAUACUGGAAAACCCACUCCUUCUCGCUGAUAUUAUGAAAAUCCUUGUAAUCAAGAUCCCGUUUUUGACAAAAUUCUCUCAUUGUUGCGUUGCAAAAGUAUAAAGCAACAUGUUCUUUUUCCAGCCGGAUUCUUUAUUCCUUUGUCUGUAUAUAUUAAUAUUUUUGCAAUUCACGACAUGCACUACUUCUCAGGAAAUGUAUAAGCGGAUAAAGUUUGCUCUUCAAGCUGAAGAGCAUAAGGGUGAGUCAAUCUUUGCUGCGGAUGAAGGACAUCUAAGAAAUGACAGAUCCAGAGAUUCAAACCUUCCUCCAACUUGGCAAGAUUUCUGUACAUUGAAGGGCACCGAGAACAAUGGAACCCUGUUUUCCUAUAAAUGCAGUAUUAAUGGUUUUUCGUCAGGAAGAUGGAACUUUUCACAAUUACGUGACUACAUUGCGACAAAGCAUUUCAAAUACGCUUUCGAUGUACAGUGUAGAAACAAUUCAAAUAUUUCUUUUCCUUUUAAUGGUAAAGCACGGAACAUUGUCAAGUUACAUGUGCGUGAUUGUAUUGCAACUGAUUACUACUCAGAUUUUCAAAAUGCCGACUUGGACAAAAUACCAGACGAGCUUGAAGAAGUGGUACUGAUUAAUGUACAGCGUGUAAUAUCGGUCAAAGCGAUGAUGAAAAAUCUUCAAAUAAAGCCGGAGAAUAUUCCAAGGAACGUAAAUUGUGGAGACGAAGACACUCUUAAGGUGAAGAUAGAACGAAAUGAAUCUUAUUCGUUUGUUGGUAACCUUCCAAAUAUAUCAACGUUUAUAACAAUCGCCUCUUCAAAUAUUAUAAAUAAGAGAAUUUCAUCACAAAAAUGCUCUUUCAAAAACUUACAACUUCUCGAGACGUCUGCCCAAUCAUCCCGUAGUAGAUACUUUGCAGAGUUUUUAACCGAGUCUAAUCGAUUUCCAGAAUUAAAAAUAUUAAACAUUUCCCACUCUAGUUUAUAUUACGUACCAGAACAAUUUAAAAACUGGAUGUUAUACUUUCCAAAGUUAGAAUACUUGGACAUGUCACACAAUAAAAUUCAGGAUAUAGUUCUUCCUAUGCCUAAAGAUUAUGAUCCGACAUCAGCAAGGUUAACCUUGGACUUAACCUUCAAUGACAUUCGCCAAAUCUCCGUACGUUUUCUUGAAAAAAUAGUUCUGGCAAGACACUUGUACGUGAUAAUUGAUAACAAUCCUAUUAAUUGCUCUUGUACAGACCAGAUGAGAGACGUCUUGAAGUACAUUCGCGAUACGGAUUGGAAUUCUGUCAAAUACGAACGUCACCAAUAUAUUCGAGAUCUGAAGUGCCAAUUUCCUGAAAAUAUAAAAGGUCGGAGACUGAUAGACUUAACGGACAACGAUAUUGGUUGUGGUUUCAAAAUUUUGCCAAUUAUUGUGGUUUUAAGUAUUUUAAUCUGCUUUCUUUUAAUUUUCCUUUUUUUAAUAAUAAGAUCUAGACUGCAGAUUCGAUUAUUCUGUGCUCAAAGACUUAGUGGUAUACCUUCUGAUAAUUCCAUAGAUAUGGACGCAGAAAAAAGUUUCAAAUUCGACGCAUUAAUUUGUCAUGGUCUCUUUGAUGAGGUAUGGGCUCGAAGUACGUUUAUUGAAAACAGGCACAAACUGUUAAGUCAUUUGAAACUGUGUUUUUAUCGCGAAGAUGCAACAGACCAGAAAAAUUAUUUUGAAAAGUUAAUAGACCAGGUGAAAAGCAGUAGAUACGUAGUUGUAUUGCUAUCACGUCAGUUUCUUGAGGGUGAAUUUCUGACCCCCGGAUUCCAGGAAGCCCUACAGCAGUCGAACGAACAUCUAACGAGAAAACGCUCCAUCCUCGUUUUAAUGGAUGAUAUACCAACUCAGGAGGAGACAAUUUGUCUCCGGAGAAGUUUACAAACAUUUACUUGUAUUCACAAAAAUGACACACGUUUUACCGACAAGUUCCUUUAUUUACUGUCAAGUAAGGGUGAUUUGGCAUGGUGUGAAUACAAUGAAGGAAAUCGUUAACAAUAUGUAGCAAUCUAAAAUUAA
Molecule: messenger RNA, 2461 nt
Organism: Magallana angulata
Lineage: Eukaryota; Metazoa; Mollusca; Bivalvia; Ostreida; Ostreidae
Exons: 1
Coding region: 524-2437 (637 amino acids)
Biological process (GO): immune response; toll-like receptor signaling pathway
Cellular component (GO): membrane
Molecular function (GO): transmembrane signaling receptor activity
Source: RefSeq, a predicted model, not a curated record